Messenger RNA from Ipomoea nil (Japanese morning glory), 474 nucleotides. RefSeq lists its product as uncharacterized. The coding region runs from base 1 to 474 and encodes 157 amino acids. The record is from RefSeq and is a predicted model, not a curated record. Lineage: Eukaryota; Viridiplantae; Streptophyta; Magnoliopsida; Solanales; Convolvulaceae. The transcript has a single exon.
AUGGGUGUGCCUUCUUUCUUCUUGGGAAUAGAAACUGUCCCGUUAUCUAGCGGUAUGCUUUUAUCCCAGCAACGGUACAUGAAGGAUAUUCUCAAACGUGCUGGCAUGGUGGACUGCAAGCCAGUAAUCACGGCUGUCUCUUCUGCGAAAAUCACAGACGACGUGGCCGUUCCAUAUGCCGAUCCAACACUAUACAGGAGUCUUGCUGGUGCUCUCCAGUAUCUUACGAUAACUCGUCCGGAUCUAUCUUAUGCUGUUAAUCUAUUGUGUCAACAUAUACAUGCUCCCACUACUACAGACUUGGCCUAUCUAAAGAGAGUCCUGCGGUAUGUCAAAGGCACCCUUAAUCUUGGCCUGCGUAUGUCUCGGUCUACAUCUAUGGAUAUUCACGCCUAUUCUGACUUAGAUUGGGCUAGCGAUCCGAAUAAACGCAAAUCUACUAGUGGCUUUACUGUGUUCUUGGGCAGUGAAUAA